Molecule: messenger RNA, 495 nt
Organism: Thermothielavioides terrestris NRRL 8126
Lineage: Eukaryota; Fungi; Ascomycota; Sordariomycetes; Sordariales; Chaetomiaceae
Exons: 2
Coding region: 1-495 (164 amino acids)
Source: RefSeq, a predicted model, not a curated record
AUGCCGACAUCAGCAGCAGCCGCAGCAGCAGCAGAACAAGAAAAGAAGGAGCACAGCGUGCGGCACCGACCCGCAAUUCCCUGCCUUCAGCUCCCGGCGCUGUGUCCACGCCGCAAGCCGCGAAAGACAACAGACUGUUGGCUUCGCCAUCCGAGAGCGCGCCAGAAGCUCCAGGACGGCGAGUGUUCCAAUUACAGGGGCGUGACUGAUAACCAGCUGCUCGAACUUGCCCAAAAGCUGUCAUGGGCCGCCCUCGCCACACACACCAACGAGCACUCCCCUGCUUGCAAGUGGGGCGUCAUCCCCAAGGAGCGACGACACGGAACCGCCCGGCAAAGCGAUGGCGACUUCCCCGAUAGCGGGCCGCCAAAAGACGCGCUCCGCGCUCACUUGGAGCUGCUCACGCACGAAAAGCCAUGGCGAAUGGCGACAGCAACAGGCGGGAUCGCCACGGUGCUGGCUCCCCUUGUUUUCCCACUGCUCUGUGACGAGUGA